CUUCACCUGCUCUGCUUCGUCAUGAGUGGAUGAGAUGAAGAGGAGGUGUUUUGUUUAACAAUUCGUCAAAGUGGAUUUUAGUGUUUUGGAUUUCUCCGAGGACAUUUCCCAAUGUGUUGGACAGCAAGGACUACUUCAGCAUCUGCUUUCCUCUUCCUCUUAACUCCAUCUCUCAUCUGAGGGUGGAGAGACAGGCUCAUUUAGGAGCAGGAACACUGACUGGUGGAGCCAUCCUCGCUCCCACUAACCUGCGGAGGAUGGAAGACUAGUGGAUCUCCUUGUUUCUCUCAGCUAUUAAACCUUCAAGUCAAGACUGAAAAUGCCUUUCGGUGGUUUGGCAGGUUUGAAAGAUCAGGUGCUGAAGCCUGGAAAAGAAGAAGUGAAGAAUUCAGUAGGGGACUCUCUGGGAAAACUGCAAAGAAAAAUAGAUGGCAGUAAUGUUGAAGAUCAAGACAUCAUAGAGCUGACAGAGGAUGGACGCCCAGUGGCAUCGACGCCUCUCCCUGCUCCUCUAUUGGACUGCAGCUGCGGAGGGCUGCCCAAACGCUACAUUAUCGCAAUCCUCAGUGGCCUGGGAUUCUGCAUCUCCUUUGGCAUCCGCUGCAACCUUGGCGUUGCCAUUGUGGAGAUGGUGAACAACAACACUGUAUAUGUGAAUGGGACUCCAGUACUUCAGAAAGCCCAAUUUAACUGGGACCCAGAGACGGUGGGGCUGAUCCACGGCUCUUUCUUUUGGGGCUACAUUGUCACUCAAAUCCCAGGUGGAUUCAUCUCAAACAAGCUGUCUGCCAACAGGGUGUUUGGAGCUGCCAUCUUCCUGACGUCUGUGCUGAAUAUGUUAAUCCCGUCAGCGGCCAGGGUCCACUAUGUUUGUGUCAUGUGUGUUCGCAUCCUACAAGGCUUAGUGGAGGGAGUCACUUAUCCAGCGUGCCAUGGGAUGUGGUCGAAAUGGGCCCCACCUUUGGAACGAAGCCGGUUAGCGACCACUUCAUUUUGUGGGUCUUACGCGGGAGCAGUGAUCGCCAUGCCAUUAGCGGGAGUGAUGGUUCAGUAUGUUGGGUGGCCUUCUGUCUUCUAUAUCUAUGGUGUAUUUGGGAUCAUUUGGUACAUUCUCUGGCUUCUGUUGGCGUACGGGAGUCCCGCCCAACAUCCCACCAUCACAGAUGAGGAAAAGACUUACAUUGAAUCCACCAUUGGGGAAACAACUCGGCAGCUCAGUGUGACUGAGAAAUUCAGGACUCCGUGGCGACGUUUCUUCACAUCCAUGCCAGUGUACGCCAUCAUCGUGGCCAACUUUUGUCGCAGUUGGACCUUCUACUUGCUUCUCAUCAGCCAGCCAGCUUACUUUGAGGAAGUCUUUGGGUUUCCUAUCAGCAAGGUGGGGAUCUUGUCUGCAGUUCCACACAUGGUCAUGACCAUCGUGGUCCCAAUUGGUGGACAGCUGGCAGACUUUUUACGCAGCAACAAAAUCAUGUCGACCACAAACGUCAGGAAACUCAUGAACUGCGGAGGUUUUGGGAUGGAAGCAACGCUGCUGCUGGUUGUUGGAUUUUCUCACACACGAGUUGUGGCCAUCACUUUCCUGGUCUUAGCGGUUGGCUUCAGUGGAUUUGCCAUCUCAGGUUUUAAUGUCAAUCAUCUGGAUAUUGCUCCACGCUAUGCCAGCAUCCUGAUGGGAAUUUCUAAUGGAGUCGGAACUCUGUCUGGAAUGGUGUGUCCCCUGAUAGUUGGUGCCCUGACAAAGCACAAGACUCGCCUGGAGUGGCAGAACGUCUUCGUAAUCGCGUCGAUGGUCCAUUACACAGGUGUCAUCUUCUAUGCCAUCUUUGCCUCUGGUGAGCAGCAGGAAUGGGCGAACCCCGAGAGCACCAGCGAGGACAAGUGCGGCAUCAUUGACGAGGACGAGCUGGCUGAGGAGUCGGAGCUCAACAAUGAGAGCAUGGUGGCUCCGAAGAAGAGUUAUGGGACCACAGACAAUUCUUUUGGGCGCAAACAAGGCUGGAAGAAUAAAAAAGGGGUGACGAUGCAAGAGGACGAGGAACAUUACAGCAAUGGGGACUUCCAGGACGGAUACCAGUGAGGAGCACGGCAUGUCCAUGAACUCUUUGGAUUUUACAACUGCAGGAGAGGAAACCUACACCUGCUAAACAUCUGUUUCUGUGUUGGAUGUCAUCUCCAAGUUGAUUGUCGACCAAUCAAACAUCACAGAGGCAGGUUCUCAACGUCAUUUCACAUAACAUCUGGCCAUUGAUGCCUCAGAAAGUUCCACCUCUACAUGUAAACAUGGGUUUUAUGCAUCUUUUUUUGGGCCAUGUGCAACAAUUUUGUUUUCUUUUUGUGUCAGCUAUGCAACAUUUCCUGUUUCAUGAAGCUUUGUUUCGGUUCAGUAUCAGUCUAUGGUGCAGAUGUGAUUUGUAGUGUAGCUCCUGGGCGCCAAGAAGGCUGAGAUUUUACUGUUUACUUUUACACACACAACUUCACAACAUUUUAGUGUUGCUGAUGAUGUUAACAUAUCAUGCUAUGUAACAAGGACGCUGUAACAAGCCAGAAUGUGAGCCACAGGUUGUCACUACAACACAUGAGACGUCGCCUUAUUUCAUUUUUAAAGUUGUAUUUGCUGUUUCUGGAUGAUUGUAUGGCCAUUCCAUCAGCAUCCGUGUGUUUUCUCUUGCAGUUAAUCAGCCUCAUGUUUCGGAAAUUAUUCGAAUGUAAGUCAAAGGUGAAUUGCUUGCUACACAUUGUCUCUAUCUUCUGGUGGAAUCUCUUUGCUCCUUCACUUCACUGUGUUCAUUUACAAGUAAAACACUGAUGGUCAUAAUAUAUUUGUGCCAGAGAGUUUGUUGGCGUUAAUUGUUCUUUAAAUGUGUAAUAUUUUAUUCUUCUAAUCCAUUAAGGGUGGAAU
Synchiropus splendidus (mandarinfish) is the source of this 2902-nucleotide messenger RNA. It is a transcript of the gene slc17a8, whose product is annotated as solute carrier family 17 member 8. Gene Ontology annotation, cellular component: excitatory synapse; synaptic vesicle membrane. The record is from RefSeq and is a predicted model, not a curated record. Lineage: Eukaryota; Metazoa; Chordata; Actinopteri; Syngnathiformes; Callionymidae. Gene Ontology annotation, biological process: neurotransmitter loading into synaptic vesicle; transmembrane transport; monoatomic anion transport. Gene Ontology annotation, molecular function: L-glutamate transmembrane transporter activity; neurotransmitter transmembrane transporter activity. The transcript has 12 exons. Bases 320 to 2080 code for a protein of 586 amino acids.